AUGAUGGUGCUGUGGAUCCUGGGCCUUCCGGCCACGUGGCGUGCCGGGUGGGCUUGGCAUGACCGUCUCGUGGCUGCGUGGUACGAGCGCUCGAUCCAGACGUUGGGCCACUUCCCUACGCCGCUGAAUCUGAUUACCAAGUACAAAGGGCACUCGGUGGCACAGCUCUGCCAUACCUUGCCGGGCGCGCUCUGGGCGGCCCUCAUACCCUUCCAACUACACCCUGUGGCGCGGCGGCGCUUUCGGCGGGCGCAUCGCCUCGGGGGCUACGUGUUCACGGGGUCGGCGUACCUGAUGAUGGUAGGGUUCGCAUACAUUGACGCGAAGGGUCUGGUCUACCUACACUCGGAUUUCCCGCAGAUCCACCCUGACCACAAUACGACACGCUUUCCAGUGCACGUACCGCACGAGCCCGUUUUCCGGAUGGUGGCUUGGUGGUUUGUGGUCACGAUCUCCCUCGCGGUCUGGCACGCGGUGCAUCGGCGAGUCAAAGAGCACAGGAGGUGGAUGCUGCGCCACGUUGCGUCUGGCAUCUGGGUCGCCGUGCAGAGGCUCGUUGUGAUACUCGUCAGCUCCGCGACUCCUGCAGACCAGAAGAAGACUUUCGGCGACGGCGCACUGAUCGGUGUAGCGCUGGCCUGUUCUGCGGCGGAGAUCGCGGUUUGGUGCUAUGAGCGCCCCGCUGGAGGUGUCAGGGGUAAGAAAGUCGUGUGA
Messenger RNA from Emiliania huxleyi CCMP1516, 714 nucleotides. RefSeq lists its product as hypothetical. The coding region runs from base 1 to 714 and encodes 237 amino acids. Lineage: Eukaryota; Haptophyta; Isochrysidales; Noelaerhabdaceae. The transcript has a single exon. The record is from RefSeq and is a predicted model, not a curated record.